Messenger RNA from Histoplasma capsulatum G186AR, 342 nucleotides. RefSeq lists its product as uncharacterized. The transcript is spliced from 2 exons. Lineage: Eukaryota; Fungi; Ascomycota; Eurotiomycetes; Onygenales; Ajellomycetaceae. The record is from RefSeq and is a predicted model, not a curated record. The coding region runs from base 1 to 342 and encodes 113 amino acids.
AUGAUUUAUGUUACGCAGUACAAGACUGUUACUUUUGAAUCAAGCCACUUGAUUUCCAGCGGCCCGUACCUGAAAUCUGGCAUGGUACAAGCAACUGGUGGUUCAGGAAUAUUGGCUGCUUCCACGGGAUCACCUGCAAGAGCUACUGGGUGGAAUAAAACCAGCAGUCUUCCGCAAAGCUCCCGGAUUCCAUCCGCACCUAGCACACUGCCGUCUUUGGGUCUUGCACCGAGUGUGUUUCCAUUUCCUGGCAAAGCAUUUCACUUAGCACCUUCAAUUUUUCUCAUGGCUUGUAUGUUUGUCUUUGUGCAAAUGUGGAUAUGCCAUGGCCUGGAUGUGUAG